This is a messenger RNA of Myotis lucifugus (little brown bat), 839 nucleotides long. Its product is annotated as diacylglycerol kinase epsilon-like. The transcript is spliced from 6 exons. Lineage: Eukaryota; Metazoa; Chordata; Mammalia; Chiroptera; Vespertilionidae. Gene Ontology annotation, molecular function: ATP-dependent diacylglycerol kinase activity. The record is from RefSeq and is a predicted model, not a curated record. The coding region runs from base 12 to 824 and encodes 270 amino acids.
AUCAGUAAGCUAUGGUUUUAAGUUACUCAUUAUUAUCUUGGUUUCUUCCAUCCCUCAGGUGCAUUUGGUGUCAGAAAACUGUCCAUGAUGAGUGCAUGAGAAGUAGCUUAAAGAACGAAACAUGUGAUUUUGGAGAAUUCAGAAACCUCAUCAUUCCACCCAGUUACUUAACCUCUAUUAAUCAGAUGCGUAAAGACAAAAAAACAGAUUAUGCAAUGCUAGCCUCUAAGCUUGGGAAGCAAUGGACUCCAUUAAUAAUCCUGGCCAACUCUCGUAGUGGAACUAACAUGGGAGAUGGACUAUUGGGAGAAUUCAGGAUCCUUCUAAACCCAGUCCAGGUUUUUGAUGUAACUAAAACUCCCCCCAUCAAAGCCCUGCAACUUUGUACUCUUCUUCCUUAUCACUCAGCUCGAGUACUUGUGUGUGGAGGGGAUGGGACUGUGGGCUGGGUCCUGGAUGCCAUUGAUGAAAUGAAGAUUAAGGGGCAAGAAAAAUACAUCCCACAAGUUGCAGUCUUGCCUCUGGGAACAGGCAACGAUCUAUCCAAUACAUUGGGCUGGGGCACAAGUUACACGGGUGAAAUCCCAGUUGCCCAGGUCUUAAGAAAUGUGAUGGAAGCAGAUGGAAUUAAACUGGACAGAUGGAAAGUUCAAGUAACAAAUAAAGGAUACUACAACCUGAGAAAACCCAAGGAAUUCACAAUGAACAACUACUUUUCUGUUGGACCUGAUGCUCUCAUGGCUCUCAAUUUUCACGCUCAUCGCGAGAAGGCACCAUCUCUGUUUUCUAGCAGAAUUCUUAAUAAGGUGUGUUGGAUAAAAUAACAUUUCCUGCUUACA